GUGUACUUAAAUAAAUCCUGUUAAAAGUAUAUCGAACUGAUAACUCAUAUUACAGAUAUUGUUUUUUUUUUUUUUAUAAGUAAUAAGUUAAUUUAAUAAUUUUUUAUUUUUUUGUUUUUUUUUUUAAAUCUCAACUGGACAAUCAGGAUAAAAAAGUAAACGUUUUUUUAAACAAUCAUGGAGGAUAUAUAUAGGCGAAUUAGUAAUGAAGACGAUUUUGGUGAAGAUGAUACCGAAAUAAGCGAAAUACAACAAUUUUUUAAGGGACAAACAAUACUCUUAACUGGGUGCACUGGUUUUUUGGGAAAAUGUUUUGUUGAAAAAAUUUUAAGAGGCUGCCCGGAGAUAAAAAAAUUAAUAUUAAUAGUGCGGUCACAAAAAUUAUCGGCCAAAGAACGUAUGAAGAAAUAUUUUCAAAAUGAGUUAUUUGAUAGAUUGCGUAGAUACCGCCCGAAUUUCGAGUCUAGAGUUUUAGUAGUUGAGGGAAACUUGGAGGAAGAAAACUUGGCAAUUUCUGAGGAAGACAAAAAAAUAAUAACAGAUAAUGUGACAAUGAUGUAUCACAAUGCAUCAAAUGUUAAAUUUGUGACACAAGUAUCAGAAAGUCUGAAGUGUAACGUAUUAGGAACAAAGUACAUGAUUGACUUGGCGAAAGAGUGCAAAAAAUUGAGGUGUUUCUGCUACAUAUCAACGGCGUACUCACACUCUUACAAAAAAAAAAUUGAGGAAGUAUGUUACCCAUCACCUGUGAAUAUCAAGAUGGUCCAGGACUUGAUUUACGCUGAUGAAAUCGCUAAACAUGGCAUCCCACAAGCGACUGUCGACGAAGCAAUAAAACCAUGGGUCAAUAUUUACACCUUUGGUAAAUCCAUCGCCGAAUCUCUCGUUGAAAAUUACGCCAAAGAAAUUUCUUUUCCUUGUAUUAUUUACAGGCCAAGUCAAAUAAUCUCGACUUAUAUGGAACCGUUCCCUGGAUGGUGUGGUAAUUGGAAUGGACCAGCAUUGCCCUUUCUUGGCUACGGAUUAGGAAUAGUUCACUUAAAUAACACUAAUAGAGCGGUCCAAGAUCAUGUUCCAGCAGAUAUGUGCGCAAAUUCAAUACUUGCUAUUACUUGGGACACUGUAGCGAAUAGAAAAGAAAUUGGAAAAGUUCACGUCUUCAAUUACGCAUCUUCAACGAUAAAACCUGUAACGUUAAGAGAGUUUGAACUGCACGCAGUACCACGAGGCAGAGAAGGUCCAUCCUUGAAAACCCUAGCUCCCAAUUUCAUGAUUGAAGUUCCAUGUCAAUUUGUGUUUUGGGUACUUCACUUCUUCGUACAUUUCAUACCAGCAUUAAUUGCCGAUAUUGCGUUACUGGCAAUGUUACAAAAACCUCAAGCUCUUGCAGUAUUUUAUAAAAUAACAAUAAACAUGCCGACAAUACGGUACUGGAGUUCAUCAGACUGGCGAAUUACUGUUAAGGAAACAGAGAAAGUGUGGGACAGAAUGAACCGUCGAGACAAAAUAUUAUUUUAUAAUGACAUACGGACCAUUGAUUGGUGGAUAAGUGGAUAUUCGUACUGGUUCGGAUUGAAGAAAUUUAUACUGAAAGAGUCGAUGGACCACGCGCGUGGCAGAUUUAGAUAUAACUUGAUGAAAGCAAUUUGGAUUGUUGGUAUAGGUCUAAUUGUUUCAUACUUUGCAUACCAGUUGUUUGUUUAUUGGUUGACCCUUAUUUCACCACUUACCCAAUUUAUAAAAAAUGAAUAUAUAUGUCGAAUGUAAUUAAAAUAAAAUUAGCAUAAAAAAUAGGGAGUUAGGUAUUAAAAACCAUUAAUCAUUAUUAUAUAUAUAGAAUAAUACUCUUUAUUGUUUUUUCAUUUGUUGUUGUCGUUAUCUUUAAUAUUGUGUUGCUUUAUCCAAUUAAUUAUAAUUUUCUGUUUUUUGCUGCCGAUAUUUUGGUAAAACAGUAUGUAUGUGUGAUACAACUUUAUUAUACUAAAACAACGUCCGGACCACUCGUAUUUGCAUAUCGUUACUUUAAACCGCUUACGACUAGAUUUAUUUAUAUUUUUUUAUUAUUUUUUAUUUUAUUAAUUUUGUACGACUGAUUUAAUUAAUUUAUAUUAGAAUUAGAAUUUCAAUUUUUUUCUCAAUUAUUUAUAUAAUUUUAUUUAUUUUUUUUUUUUUUUGUAAAUUUAGAGACCAAUGUCUGUAAUUUUGAUAAUUUAUAUUUGUUGGUUUAUUUUCGACGCAGUUGUAAAGAACGAUGAAAGAUCGAGUGAUCAGUACGCCCUUUAGAGGUAUAGCGUGCAUCAUAUAUUUUUUAUUUUCAUUUGUUUUCUAAUUUUCUAUUAAAAAGAUUACGCCAAAACUCGAAGCUUUUUUUGGGACAAUCACAUGACGGUUAUUUUUAAAAAAUUUAAUUUUUAUUUUUUUUUUGAGACAGCAUUAAAUUCUAUUGAAAAAUCUUAUCUUUCUGUAAUAAAUAAAAGCGAUAAAAAAAUUAUUACUGUCGACUCAAUUCAAGCAUUUGAAAGAAAUAAAUAAAAUUUUUCUAUAAAAUUACAAAAGUAAUGAAAGUAAUAAUAAUAAUUAUUAUUAUUAAAAAAAAAAAAAAAAAAAAAAAACAAUAAUAUAUAUCCAUCCUUCUUCCGCGUCCCUCGGCUUCGAGUGUAAUGGCGUAAAUUUUCGAUGCAACUUUAACUCUCUGUCUUUCUGAAAACCUUCAUAUCUUUUCUGCACUACUAUUUACAAUGUACACAUGUUGUCUUUCCUGCCCUAAGUUUCCCGAGGCGUUGCUCAGACUUGCUUUAUUUACAAAUUUUAUAUUUUUUAAAUUUAAUCAAACAAUAUUUAACAAUUUCUGUAAGCUAAAAUUAAAAAAAAAUAUUCAAUUGCAAUUAUGGAGAAAAAUAAUAAUAUAAUUCUCAAUAAUAAAUAAAUAAUUUUGAAUUCUUUUGAAUAUUAAUCGUGUAACUAAAAUUUUAUCAAAAACUACUCGCGCUAAAUAUUCACGGCCAGCGCGAAAUUUGCGCAUUUUUAAAAUAUAAAAUUAAAAAGCGAAAAUAAAAAU
Messenger RNA from Cotesia glomerata, 3058 nucleotides. Its product is annotated as fatty acyl-CoA reductase 1. Gene Ontology annotation, molecular function: alcohol-forming very long-chain fatty acyl-CoA reductase (NADP+) activity. The transcript is spliced from 5 exons. The record is from RefSeq and is a predicted model, not a curated record. NCBI's taxonomy places the organism in Eukaryota, Metazoa, Arthropoda, Insecta, Hymenoptera, Braconidae. Bases 178 to 1767 code for a protein of 529 amino acids. Gene Ontology annotation, cellular component: peroxisome. Gene Ontology annotation, biological process: long-chain fatty-acyl-CoA metabolic process.